This is a messenger RNA of Drepanopeziza brunnea f. sp. 'multigermtubi' MB_m1, 1407 nucleotides long. RefSeq lists its product as uncharacterized. The record is from RefSeq and is a predicted model, not a curated record. NCBI's taxonomy places the organism in Eukaryota, Fungi, Ascomycota, Leotiomycetes, Helotiales, Drepanopezizaceae.
AUGAGCAAGAUACAAGAGCGCCUUAAUCACUUCUACGACAUUGACAAUCUCGUCACGGUGGAGAUAACCAUGCCACCCAAGGAGUGGGAAUCACUGAUGGCCUGCGAGCCCCGUGGUGGCAUUUGCAACUUUGACUACGUCGGUGGCCCUCGCUUCGACUGGUACAAGGCCACCAAGGUGACCUUCUCCGGCAGCCGGACGCCCUACCUGAAGGCAACGUUCAAGGACGUCGGCAUCAUCAAGAAGUCCUACUGUGGAUCCUUCAGCACGACCAAGCCGUCCGUCCGGCUCGACUUUGACCGCAACCUGGCCGCUCAGGGGGACGCGGUCGAGAAGCUCAUCGGGACCAAGAGCUUGACCCUGAACAACUGCAAGCAGGACCCAGCCUACAUCCGGCAGCCGCUGGGCUACGAGCUCUUGCGCCUGGCGGGCGUGCCCGCUCCCCGCUGCAACUUUGCGAAGCUCAUCGUCAAUGGCACUGACAUGGGGGCGUUUGUCAACCUCGAGCAGUACAAAAAGCAGUUCUUGAAGAACAAUUUCGAGGGCAACGAUGAUGGCAAUCUUUACGAGCUGGAUGCCGGCGACGACCUCGAUAGAGAAAAGAUCUCGAUGGGCAAGAUCAGCUUCGAGGGCGGCGUUGCCGACGACCAGAAAGACCUUCUCCUCGCUGCGGAUGCCAUCAAAAAGGGGGGCCUAGCAGCCGCCAAAAAGGUAAUUGACUACAACGCUUUUAUCAAGCUGUACGCCAUGGAGACCAUCCUCAAGCACCGCGACGGCUUUACCAUCAACACGAACAACACCUAUCUCUACAACGAUGUCAAGGCCGUCGCGGAGCCCACCACCGACGACGUCAACCUCAAAUUCAUCCCCUGCGGCAUCGACCAGAUCCUGCGCGACAAGAAGGACUUCGAGAUAGGCGGCACGGCCAUCCUGGCCCGCCUGAUCCGCGACGACCCAGACGGGAUCGACGACCUGCUCGAGGUCAUGCGCCGCUUCGCCACCAUAAUGUUCAGCCGGUCCCACUACGAAAGCACGCUGGGGCCGUACGUCAACCGCCUGGCAGCUGUGGCCGCGAGCGCCGGCGCCCAGCUCGCAGACGAGAUCAACAGCAUCCACGUGCAGCUGCGGUUGGUGCGCUCGGGCGCCUACCAGCACCUGGGCGAGUACCCGGCCGAGGAGCUGGUGUUUGUGGCCCGGAACAGCAGCGAGGGCGACGGGUCCAUCCCCGCGAGCAGCGAGGAGUACGUGCCAGAGCCGACAACGAGUACCUUCGGCGAGGAUUGGUUCAAGACGGGCUACUUCACGCUGAAGAGCAAGACCUCGGGGUGCUAUGUGUCGACGGUGGGAGCGACGGGGACGAAGGAGGUCUCGGACAAGGCGCAGGCCGGGCAUUUCUACCUGUAUUGA